This is a messenger RNA of Monascus purpureus, 1893 nucleotides long. NCBI's taxonomy places the organism in Eukaryota, Fungi, Ascomycota, Eurotiomycetes, Eurotiales, Aspergillaceae. The record is from the annotation of a GenBank genome assembly.
AUGUCUUUCUUUGACGAUAGCUUCUAUGACAUGCAACAGUCCUCCGAGACUGGCUGCUUUCCUGGAGUUACCGAUCAGGAGUCCAAGUCUCUAUUGUCAGUGGACGUGAACUGGGCUAGUAUUCCUGGUUCGACUGGGGCUAACGAGGACAAUCUGGAGACUCCUCGUCAGGAGAAUUUUCCCCAGUCGCUCCUGUCCCGGCAGUUGAGCCCUGUUGUUAUGCAAUCCACUCUCUUGUCUGGUGAACGGCCCAGAACUCCCAGCCAGCACAGUAGUCAGACAGGGUCUGAGGAGGUCUCUAUCAGCCCCUCAGAUCUGACUGCUGACCCCGACUUGAGCUUUGAGUCUCAGUUAAUUUCUGGGCCCUUUGUCACUGAGAGCAAGAGUGGCAGCUCCAGUAGCAGUUCUAGCUCCGAAUUGAGCGACUAUUUUCAUCAUGCUCAGGAAUAUCGCAACCCUAAUCUGGCCUACAAAAAAUCUCUUCAUAAGAGCUCUAAGUGCACUGAUCCCGUUAAGCAAGAAAAAUAUGUCUUUAAUUUCGAGGAGGGUGCUCAGAGCAGUAAUAAAUUUGCAGCUCCCGUCCCUGGACUCCCUGAGAGCCCUGAAGAGAAGCCACUGACUCUCACGACCACUCCUGAUGCUUUGUUCCCAUCCAUCGAGGCCCUAAUGGAUCCAAUUAAGCAUGGAGUCGACAUGGGCACUCUUUUCUCAUCCCUCGAGGAGGCAUCUGCUGCCGCUAUCAAGACUAACAAUGUUCCGCCAGACCCCACCCUUCCCUGUACAUUGCAGCAAAAGAAAGCGAUUGUGAAGGCUCUUUUCAAUGCUAUUAACAGUAUCGAUCAUGCCGAGGAUAACCCGGGAAUGAUCAGACCAUUCGCAGAAAAAAAAUACGAACCGGUUAGAAUUGAGAAUGCCUGCUGGCAAAUUUUGGAGGCCUGCAUGUCUCGUCAGACAACUGGUCCUCUGUUAAAGCUUUGCAACGCCAAGGCCAAGCAGACUGGCGAAACGAUGAAUUUCGCGGACAGACUCGCCAUAAUCUUAGAAUGCCUUAUAACACAAAAGACAAUCUGCAAGCAUCUGCUUGACCCAAUCUAUCUAUACAAUUUUGUCGACGACCCAGCCGGAGCUCGCAAGCGUGUCAUUGCCAACAAAACGCUGAACAAGCGCAAGGGCGAGGUGAUGAACGCUGGCAAACAAGUUCUUGCCGGUGGUGUCAAAAACAGGAAUACUACAGUCGAAAGCGAACAGCUUGAGGAUCCAUUCAGCAAUAGUGCUCCGCCAUCCGGUGCUCCAGGAAGCAGAAAUAACCGUGAUGCUGAUCAUAAAGUCACCCCGAGCACCUUUAACCAGCAUGCUAUGAAGGCAUUGCGCCUCGGAAGCAGUCCUUUGCGCUCUCCGCCCAAUAAACAGUCGAUCCGCUCCCAGUCUCAAGAAGGUACUUUGAGACAGACCUUCUUCAAUGCUAGCCACAAUCCGGACCACGAGAGCGGCGGUACGAACUCGUACAGCUCGUCUCCCGCGCUCGGAUAUAAUCAUAUGGCUUUCAUGCCUCAUCUUCUUGCCAGACAGUAUACUAAUCGCAUGGACAAUGGGAACGUCACCGGAACGUCAGCACCAGUUAUCCAUCACCAGCUGGGUUCUUCUUUUAUGGCCCGGUCGCAUGUUCGCACGGGUUCCCUCGCUUCUGUAACAUCUUCUGCAUCGAGAUCAACCACCCCUGGUUCUCUUUAUGACCCUCGCCUUCAGGGAGGAAUGAAUAUCAUGCUUCAUCCACAGACCCCGACAAAAAGUCCUAGGGCUGUAGCUUCACGGAGUUCUAAUUCUCAUCGCAAGCGCUCUAGCGCCGAAGUCGAGUCGAUGGAGUAUUCCCCUGAGAAGAGACUCCAACAUUAG